Messenger RNA from Symbiodinium sp. CCMP2592, 3183 nucleotides. NCBI's taxonomy places the organism in Eukaryota, Dinophyceae, Suessiales, Symbiodiniaceae. The record is from the annotation of a GenBank genome assembly.
AUGGCCCAACACUCAACAGACAAGGACCAGGUGUGGUUGGAACCACGUCCUCGGCCUCGUGGGACUCGUCGCACGUUGGACUGGAAAGUUUUCUGGCGUCUCAUCCAUACCAAGAAGCUGUGGUACGGCCCGAAAGACGUGGAUGUGCGUGCUUUCUUCUAUACUUUCCACUCCCUCGGCAGUAUUGUUAGCUCUUCUUGCUUGUGCGAAUCAGCAGGCAGCCUGCUGAAGCACUUUUCACGUGGUAAUCCAGACACGAGAAGGAUCGUGGAAAGAACAAUCUUGAGGCUGGCUGCUGUCUCAGGAGACGGCACUGACGACGCCAUCAUUUUGAGGACGUGGCUGGAGACAGUUGCUUCCCCGGACAAGCUCAAUUUCAUUGGUUCGAGCAUGAAAGCUUACAAUAAGAACUUGGAGCGCUGGCCCUUGGGUCAAGGAAGCAAAACAAUCCACGGCAUGAGGAAGGCUGCACUGAAUAAGAAGGGCAGCAAAACGCAGUGGACAGUGAAGCGUGUCAAGAAGAUUCCACGGGUUGCCGCCAAAGUGUUGCAAGUUGCACGGUUAAAGGCAUCGUUGCACCGAUGGGCCCGAGCAGCUGCAGGUGACAAGCGGCAGCAGCAGCCGCUGGCCGCCAGCAGUGCUCUCCGGCCACUGCCGGAGCGCCUGGAUCGGAGGGCCUCGGACACUGCUGCGCGGCUGGAGGCUCUGCGCGUGGCGGACGCCGAGCGGGCUGCGCAGUUGGCAGAGCUGCUUCGGAACUUCGCCGAGCUCGGCGAGGCCCGCAAAGGCCUGCAAAGUCAGCUGGAACAGUGCCAGUCCUCCACGAGGCUCCUGCAGGACUCCUCCCAGCGGACGGAGGCGCGAUUGGAGAAGGUGAGUGCCCUCGCAUCGCAGAGCCAUGAAGGCCUCGCGGAAAUGAAGGCCUUUGCCCGCGAUGUAGCAGACAAGGCAGCGGCCCAGAGCCGCGAACAGCUCGAGCAGCGCGCCGGGGAGCUGAAGGAGCUCGUGGAGCAGCGCAGCUCCGAGAGCUCCUCCCGCAUGGAGGCUGCCAAGGCCGCAGAUGCUGAGCAAAACGCCCGAGCAGAGCAGCUUGCGAGAGAUCUCGUCGAUCUGCGCCGAGGCCUGAUGUCCGAGAUCGAGAAGUGUCUGGCAGCCGACCGGCAGCUGGAAGAUGCACUCAAGCGAAGCAGCCAGGAGGUUGCCAGAUGUGGCGAAGGCCUCGGAGAAGUCCGCAGCUUCGCACGCGAGACGGCGGAGAAGGCAUCCGCGCAGCUCAAGGAAGUCCUGGAGCUCCGAGCCGGGGAGCUCAAGGAGCUCUUCGAAAAGCGCGCCGGCGAGGGCGACGUCAAGCUGGAGGCCCUCCGUGCCCAGCAGCGAGAGCUGCGUGAGCAGGUUGGUGAGGUUGGCCGCAACUGCGACGACUUGGCCGAGGCACGACGAGGGCUCCUGGCCGAUGUCGAAGAAGCGCGGACCUUCGACAGAAGGCAAGACGAUGCCCUCCAGCGCCUUGCAGCCCGCGUCGACCGCCUUGGGGCCUCCUCGGCCGAAAUGUCGCAAGGCAUCGCAGAGGUGCGCCUCUACGUGCGCGAGUCCGCGGAAAGUGUCGUGGCACAAACCAAGGCCAGGCAGGACGCUUCUGCCGAGGACGCAAAGGCAACCUUCGAGGAGCUCCGAACGCAACUCCAGGCCAGCAUGGCGGUGUGCCGAAACGAAGCCGGAGAGCGCGAGACACGCCUGGCGGCGCGGCUCUCUUUCGCCACCCAGGAGGCGCAGGAGCUUCGGGGAGGCUUGGAAGAGCACAGCCGGCGCCAGGAGAUACUGGGCGCAGAGCUCCGACAGAUCUUGGAAGAUCGCGUCGCGAAGGUGAACUGUGACAUCCAGGAGCAGAAAGACAUGCUCCAGUCCGCCAAGGACGGUUUGCGCAAGUACAUCGGCGAUGCCCUCCGCAAGUCUGAGCAGAAGCUCCAGGACUCACCUGGCAACAAGUUCGAGCCCUGCGCAGGCACCACGGCACUGCGAAUGGGAAAGAACGAUCAGCCAUGGGGAGAUCAUUCCUAUCAUUUGUGGCGUGGCUCCUGGCCUGUUUCGCCGCGUACGCGACAUGGUCAACCUGCCCCGUGGAAGAAAGGCCAGGAGAAAGGCCGCUCUUCCAACAGCUUCCCGGCUUACGAUGCCGUCGCACCGCAACAAACUCCGACUCAUGCUUCCAUCCCGGUUGUGACCUUGGACGAUGGAGACGCGGACCCCGGAUCUUGCAUGGUGCCGAGUAUGCAGAAGGCUCUGAACACCUGCCGGAAGGCGGAACAGCGGCUUGCCAAGUUGCUGAAGGACAGACGUGUAUCCACUCAGCAAUGGGAUAUUUACGUCAAAAAAGCCAAGGCGGCUUACGUGAAGGAGAAGACGAGACAUCUCCGAGCACUCGAAGCCUUCGACAAAGAGCUCCGAACAGCACAGCAGGCGCAGGAGGAGGCGAGGCAGAUGGUGUGCAUGGUGGCGCACCACCACGCAAUGGGCUCGGCACCUGCCGAAAACACCGAGGUGGAAGGAGGAGCCGAGUGGGACGCGAUGAUCGCGGAGUGGGAGCAGGAGCAGGAGUUCGCGGACGAUGGCGUCCUCCAACGUGCUAUGGCUGCCGCGAGGAAUGUUUCUACACCGAGGCCCCCCCAAGACAGGAUCCCUCGCACGCCGGUCCCGGAGAGCGGUGCGCGAAAGGGCGAGCCGGAGCCCACCUAUACUGCUGUGUCCCCGGACCUGGGCCGUGCACGUGUGGAUCCUUACCCGGCCACCACACCGGGAGCUACGAAUACCCACACUCCAUUGAGCAAUGCCCAAUUGGGAGCCGCCAUCCCGGAGGAUGUGACAUCUCCGGGGCUGACAGGCAUGCGAGAUCGGAGCUCUCGUUCAGAGCAACGAAAGGGCAUCAAAGAGCAGUCGAAGACGAAGCCGCAGGUGACAGAGGUGCACGGGAAUAUCGAGGACAAGCUCCAGAGGCGGCGUGCCCUCACGCCUUUUGGGCUACCGGCCACUACCACGGAAUCCGCCAGACCAUCUGGACCGAGCUCAACAGUUCCCUUCGUGAACGACGACGACGACGAGUCAGACUUCGCAGAGGCGCUUACGGCCGAGGAAACAGCAAGGCUGAUGCAGCCCAAGGGUGCUCAUGGUGGCGCCAAUGCGGAGUAA